Gryllus bimaculatus (two-spotted cricket) is the source of this 543-nucleotide messenger RNA. Lineage: Eukaryota; Metazoa; Arthropoda; Insecta; Orthoptera; Gryllidae. The record is from the annotation of a GenBank genome assembly.
UUUUUUUCAGUGUUGAACUAUAAAUAGUUCCAAGAAACUUUAGUCAAGCGAGUCCAUCAAGUCUGUUUGGAGACCUUCGUGUUCUUCUAUUGCAAGAACCAAUUUAUCAUUUAGCAGUCAUGUACCAACCAGUAUUUGAUUCGUCAGUCAAAUGAUCAUCAACGCGUCUUCAACAUGAAAGGCCUUCACUGUCGCCUUCACCAUUAUUUUACUCGGCAUGCCGUCACCCUUACGGUCACCACCACCGUCGCCGUCAGCGUCGCCGUUACUGUCACCGACACCGUUACUGUCACCGUCGCCGUUACUGUCACCGUCGAUGUUACUGUCGCCGUUACUGUCACCGUCGCCGUUACGGUCACCGUCGCCGGUAGUCAACGUCGCCGUUACCGUCACCGACCCCGUCACGGUUGCAGUUACACCGUCACCGGCGCCGUCAUCAUUAUCGUCACCGUUUUCAUCACUUCCUUCGCGUCUCCGGGCUACGCUACAGCCCUGCUACUACUUACUAUUACUGCUGACUGCCCACUUAGCCACUUCCUCUAG